AUGCCUUUGAUGGGAAGGCUGCUGCCGCUGCGCUUCAGCUUCAACUUCAAGGCCAAGUCGCAGCCGCUGCUUGUGAGGCUCCUCCUGUGGGCCAUUCUUGUGGUGGCCUCCGGUGUCGUCCUUUAUCUUAGUGUCGCAUACCUCGCAAUUCCGCUGUUCAUCUUGCUUUCGCCGACGCUGCAUCCCACGCUGUACGAGCUGGGCUUCUAUGGCGGGUCCCCUUCGCAGACCUACUUCUCCAAUGGCCUGAGUUCGCCGCGCAUCAGCAUCAGGAAAUCCGACCCGCAAUGCGACAAGGCGUACACGUUUCUGAACUUCAAUGGCGCGUCCAUGGUGCGCAAGGGGCCGGCGAUACUCGAUCCCAACAAUGAACUCGUGUGGAAGUUGGAGGCUGAGGGGACGACGACCAAUUUAAAACUGCAGACGUACAAGGGGGAGCAAUAUGUGACCUACUGGACGGGCAUGAAGGGAGGGACCAUGGGGCGCGGCAUUUAUCACAUGUUGGACGCUUCUUACGACCUCAAACACACCGUCUCAGCCGUCGGCCUCGGAGGCGACCUCCACGAAUUUCUCAUCAGCAGAGACGAUACAGCGCUUCUGACCUUCUACAACGUCACCCCGGCCGAUUUGUCGUCCCUCGGCAAAACCAAAAACGGCUGGCUGAUCGACAGCGGAUUCCAAGAAGUCGACAUCACCACAGGCGAGCUGCUCUUCGAAUGGCGAGCCUCGGAGCAUUUCCAGGUCAACGAGACCUUCAUGACCCACCCUUUUGGCGGCUACUUCAAAAGCAUCCCCUUCGACUUCUUCCACAUCAACAGCGUUGACAAGGACUCCAAGGGCAACUAUCUCAUUUCCUCGCGUCACACCCAUUCCGUCACCUGUCUAAGCCCCGACGGCCAGAUUGUGUGGAUCCUCGGGGGACAACGUAAUCAGUUUGAAGACCUUUCAGGGGGCGAGGCCCUGAACUUCCGCUGGCAGCACGACGCACGCUGGGUGGAUGAGGAAGCUGGGAUCCUCACCCUUUUCGACAACAAGGAAGGAGGUCCACUGCAUGUCGAUGGGCCAUACAGCCGCGGAGUGAUGCUCCAACUGGACGUACCCAACCGGACGGUGACUUUUCUGCACGAAUACGCAUCCUUACACCACACCCGCACGCCUUCACAAGGCUCGACCCAAUAUCUCCCCACGAGCGAGCAUGUGUUCGUCGGAUUCGGCCAUUCUCCAGUUUUGAGCGAGUUUACCCUGAACGGCACGUUGCUGUGCGAGACGCACUAUGGAGCGCCAUGGCUGCACCCUUUCGACACGGCCGUAUCAUAUCGAGCUUUCAAAGCGCCGAAUUGGGUGGGAAUACCUCGUGAGCCUCCCACUGCGAAGAUUCGGGACGAUGUCCUGUAUGUUAGCUGGAAUGGUGCCACCGAGGUGGCGGCCUGGGUGCUGCAAGGCGCGAGCGAGCAAGAUGAAGGCUUCGUUGAUUUAGACGUGGUGGACAAGGAGACUUUUGAGGAGACCUUCGAGCUCGAACAGCUGUCGCAGUAUUCUUGGUUCCGUGUAGCAGCAUUGGACCGGAAUGGGCAGGUACUGAGGUCCACAGAGGUGAUCCAACGACAGUCUUCGAGCAGUUGGUGGAGCUUUCUGCUGGCAGUCUUUUGCUGGGCAUUGCUCUUCAGACUCGCGUGGAUGGCUUACAAAUGGUCCUCCGAACGGGGCCAUGCCAGCAGCAAGGGCGUCUCUUGGGUUGUCUGGAGGAAGUCUUGA
This is a messenger RNA of Cladophialophora yegresii CBS 114405, 1755 nucleotides long. RefSeq lists its product as uncharacterized. The transcript has 2 exons. NCBI's taxonomy places the organism in Eukaryota, Fungi, Ascomycota, Eurotiomycetes, Chaetothyriales, Herpotrichiellaceae. Bases 1 to 1755 code for a protein of 584 amino acids. The record is from RefSeq and is a predicted model, not a curated record.